AAAAAGUUCCUUACUUGGCUCGACACCUGCGACCUUCCAUGAUGUUCUGCAGAGGCUUCAGUUGGUUCACCCGCAUUUUUGUGGCGGUGGUCAUAUUUACUGGCUACAGUCACCCAGUUCCUGUUACAGAAUCCUAUACCGGAGUCACCUUGCAUACUUUAACAACCGACAACUCAGAAUCCCUCACAGUGGGACGAGUUCAGCAGGCUGAGGAGGCCACGGCCGUGGAUCUGGGUGCUCUGCUGGACGCCGGGGACGGCGCUGUGGUUACUCUGCUGGCCGGGGACAAUACGCGGCUUGUGGCUCACAGGGCUGUCUUGGCCGCCAGGAGUCGCGUGUUUGCGGACAUGUUCCGUCGCGUCACUGUAGAGGGCAGCAGCAGCCAGCUCGUACUCUCGGACACAGAGGGUCCUGUGCUCCGCCAGGUUCUGGCAUACCUCUACACCCAGCAGGUGCCCCAGCUGCCCAGCAUGGCCCCACAGCUGCUGGUCGCCGCCGACGUAUACGGCCUCUCGGCACUGAAAGCGCACUGUGAGCAACAGGUGGUCGCCCAGCUGUCUGUCGAGACUGCGGCAGCUGCAGGUGUUAUCGCGAUUAGGCAUUCCGCCAACAGGCUGAAGCAGGCCGCCGUCGCCUUCAUAAAGGCGCACUUGCUCCGUGUGAUGGCGACGCAGGGCUGGGCUGAGGCUGUAGUUAACGACCCACAAACUAUUGUGGAGUUGACUCACCUGAUUGCAGAGACACCGACAGACACCAGCACGCCAAGCGCUGGAGAGAGCAGGACCGUCCCCUCCUCGCAGCCGCACAGUGGCCACAGCGACGACGGCCGGAGCCCAGCCACAGCUGUGCCUCCCACCUCUCCCCAGACGACUCCCCAGCCUGAUGACGUCGCCAUCUCUCUCCUGCGGGAUCUUUCUGGAGAAGAGAAGGGCAAGAUGCUGAUUGCGGCAGCUAAGGAGGGGUCAGUGAGCAAGGUGCGAACGUUGCUGACAGUGGGGGCGGAUGUGGAGGCGAAGGACGAGAACCAGCUGAACGCACUGCACUUUGCAGCAGCCAGGGGACACGUGGAGGUGGCGAGGCGUCUACUGGAGGAUGGAGCUGAUGUCAACGCCAGGGACCGCUGGCGGAAUACGCCUCUGCAUCAGGCUGCAUGGAAUGGCAAUCCGGCUGUGGUGCGGCUGCUGGCGGCAUCCUCUGCCGACUGCAACGCCAGGGAUCACACUGGGAACACGCCACUGCACGAUGCCGCACGGCGUGGCCACCCAGACACGGCGACUGCACUACUGGAGGCAGGGGCCGACAGAGAAGUGAGGAAUGACGAUGGGGAUACGCCCCUGGACCUAGCCAAGCAGAACAACCACCAGCAGCUCAUAGACAUCCUAGGAUCAAGCUAAAUAUAGUGCAAACGACUCUGGAGUAAAAUAAAAAAAAGCCUUCUAUGUGACCUUUGUUACUUAUAAAAUAAAUAAUACAGAAAAGCUUA
This is a messenger RNA of Schistocerca piceifrons (Central American locust), 1483 nucleotides long. RefSeq names its product ankyrin-3-like. The coding region runs from base 39 to 1394 and encodes 451 amino acids. The record is from RefSeq and is a predicted model, not a curated record. Gene Ontology annotation, molecular function: protein binding. Lineage: Eukaryota; Metazoa; Arthropoda; Insecta; Orthoptera; Acrididae. The transcript is spliced from 5 exons.